AUGCAGGCUCCACCCGAGGCUCAUGAUAAUUCCUCAGAGCCGAAACUUGAUGACGGUUGUGCUCUGACAGGGUGCGAUAAAGCAGAAGAGCUACAGCGUUGCAGUGCUUGUAAAAUAUUCUUCUAUUGCACUCGCGAACAUCAAGUUAAGGACAGGCCCAAACACAAAUCUACCUGCACUGGCAUCAGAAAAGCAAGGGAUAAUCUUGAGAAGCAAAGGCAGGCUCUCAUCGACCAGCCCGAUUUCAGAAAUGACAACCCCUUCGAGAACCAUGUUGGGCGUUUUUGGAAAUUGCGUGAAACGCGGCCCUUCAUGAUGGCGCUGAGCAAAUUGGCCCAAGCUUUCCAAAACAGUAAUUAUCGGCCUGCACUCGAAGCCGAGCUCGAGGUCUGCAUGGAAUUACUGAGAUUAUGCCCAGGAGACAACAUGGGUGUGCGCGAAACUGUACCUCCGUUGUUUAUACGUCUCAAUAAGGACCAAGAAUGUUAUGAUUUCGUGAAGUGGUGGGCCACAACAGCAAAGGAAGGAGACUACGACUGGAGCACACAUGAUCGUUACCUCGAUAUCAAAAAUGCGGACAUAUUCGAGCCUUGCAAUUUCAUCAAUGAAAAGUCCCUCUGUGGCUCAUUAUCUCUCCACGCUUGUAUGAUGAUCUUGAAAAUCAAAGUCGUGGUGGAUUUGAUCAAACUACGAGCCACCCAGAAUCAAAUUGAGGAGAUGAGCGCCAAAUUUUGUUCCGAGACCGGUCCACCACCUGAGGAGCUAUUUUUGGGAAUCAAAAAGGAAAAAUGCAGAAGUUCGGCUACUCUUGCGCGUCCCGAGCUCUUUUUAGAGCCGAACCUUACGCCGAAAAUCAAUGCGCUAAGGAAACAGAUCGACUCAUUAUCGGAAUCUAUUGAUCGACAGAACAAGCACUACAUCCCUGCGCUACUUGGCCCCGACAUGGAGCUUGGCCCAAUUACGAUGUUCCAAAUGGGCAGCCCGGAAGAAAUGCGAAUGGCUUUGCAGCAUACUUGGUAUGCCUGGAUGGAAUCAUUCGGUACACUCGAUUACCUGGUUUUGCAACGUGCAGGGGAACUUGAUGAACAUUUCGAUCCUGAUGCUGAUAUGAAGGAUUCUUAUUGA
This is a messenger RNA of Penicillium manginii, 1125 nucleotides long. Its product is annotated as zinc finger MYND domain-containing protein. The record is from RefSeq and is a predicted model, not a curated record. The transcript has 2 exons. NCBI's taxonomy places the organism in Eukaryota, Fungi, Ascomycota, Eurotiomycetes, Eurotiales, Aspergillaceae. The coding region runs from base 1 to 1125 and encodes 374 amino acids.